Trichoderma virens Gv29-8 is the source of this 2127-nucleotide messenger RNA. RefSeq lists its product as uncharacterized. The coding region runs from base 50 to 1978 and encodes 642 amino acids. The record is from RefSeq and is a predicted model, not a curated record. NCBI's taxonomy places the organism in Eukaryota, Fungi, Ascomycota, Sordariomycetes, Hypocreales, Hypocreaceae. The transcript is spliced from 2 exons. Gene Ontology annotation, molecular function: hydrolase activity.
CCAGUCGAAAAUCUGAGUUCGUUGGCUUUGCUUUAGCCAAUCAGCAAAGAUGAGUACCCAAGUCAGCAGCCCUGUCUUCUUGGACAAUACCGAGUUCUUCAUGGACUCGAGCAACAUUGUCAAUGUCUCCUGGCCAAGUGUAUCAGCUGCAUUUUCUAAGCCCGUGGAGAAUACCACAGCACCUUUCAUUGGAUAUGACUGGACUCAGCCUUUUCCAGGGGUGCAGUACGUCAAUGGUCACAAUGUGUAUCUGACAGUAGCUCCUGAGGUUACUGUGAGCGAAACCGUUGCGGAAAACUCAACUUCGGUCCUGUCCUCGUUGACUUUUGGUAUUCCCGAUAACAUGAUGUCCAAUGGAAAGGCUUUGCCCAUGGACCCUUCAUGGUAUAUCUGCCGCCACAUCUUUAUCUCGACUGAUGCCGCGACCAAAACGGCUGCUGGGAAAGGCAAAUGUGGCUCACUCCCUCAGAUCUGUGUGGAUGACCUCCAUAACGCCUUGAUUCAGAACUGGGGAACGGCGGACCCUAAUUCCAUGUGCGCUCAGUUGAGCGGUAACCCCAUUCCUCACAGCUGCUUCAGUUCAUUCGGAUUUUCUCGUCAAGAGGUUAUAGGUUUCAAUAGCACCACCAUAGCCGAUCCUGUGCUAGGUCCUCUCCAGACAAGCAAGCAGCAGCAGCAGCACAGCUGGCGCAUUGGAACUGGCUAUCACGACCCUGGCGAUGCCCUUGCCGAUGAAAUUGCCGACAAUAGAACCUACCUCGUUGCCACAGUCUGGGGCUAUAGCAAAGCAGCCAACCCUAAGACCAUUCAAAUUCCUCAAGCAUCUUGGUCCUGCAUUACGCCUGGGGGUGCUUACGUGCCGCCUCCUCCUCCGCCUCCUCCUCCUCCCCCGCCGUCGUCUACCACCACCUCGUCCGGCGCAGCAACUUCGACUCCUGCAGCGCUUCCCAUCUCAGAAGCUUAUUAUGAUGACUUCUCUGCCGGCAUGACGCACUGGGCCACAUACGACGGCUCAUACAGGGUGAAAUCGGGGGCACUUGUUACUGAUAGCUCUGAGGGCGGCAAGGCCCUGUUGUACAGUUCUUUCAGCGACUUUACCUUUGAAGCAGACAUUACCCUGCCGACUAACACCGGCAAUGCUGGCCUCGUCUUCCGAGCCUCAUCCCCUGGUAUAGGUGCGGAUGCUUACCGCGGCUACUAUGCUGGCAUCAGCACAGAAAAUAAUGUUGUUCUUGGACGCUCACUGAAUAGCUGGACCCAACUCAGUCUUGUCGACAUGACUAUCAAUGCUAACCAGGUCCAUCACGUCAAAGUUAGGGCCCUGGGAAGCUCUAUUGAUGUCUUCGUGGACGAUAUGACCAAGCCCAAGAUCUCCACGCAAGAUACCACUUGGCUCUUUGGUAUGGACGGUGUGCGCGUCUUCGACACGGGGGCGACAUUUGAUAACGUGCAGAUUCUGCCUCUCAGUUUCGCAGAAUAUUUCUCCGGUAAUAUGGAUAAGUGGGUGACCUAUGGAGGCAGCUUUGCGGUGCAGAACACUGCCCUAGUUGCCCAGUCUUCGUCAGGUGGCAAAGCACUCAUCAGCAAUACGAUAUUUAGCGACUUUGUUUACGAGGCUGAUCUGACUAUCACGGACGCUGAUGGAAAUGCCGGCCUCAUCUUCCGGGUUUCUAAUCCAUAUGACGGAACAGAUGGUUACAAUGGCUACUACGCCGGCAUCGGAGACGGUUUUGUAGUUCUGGGCCGGGCAGACAACGACUGGAACGAGCUCAGCAACGUCAAUGCUGCAUCAGUCACGGUUGGCACAGCUCAUCACAUCAUGGUGAAAGCCAAGGGUAGCACUUUGACCGUCUAUGUGGACGACAUGAAUACGCCAAAGAUAUCGCUGCAGGAUGAUACAUACACCCAUGGGUGGAAUGGUGUACGGGUGUAUGAGACAAAGGCAACUCUUGACAACGUUGUGAUUUAUACUAUGUAAAGUGUGUAUGUACAUAGGUAGACAAUAAUUGUUGGUUUUUGGAUUACAGAUUCACUUUGUGUGUUAAUUGUCUCCAUUAAGCAAUUAUUGUAUUAUUCAAGCAUUGUAUGUAUGUAAUUGAGUUUUAAACGACUAUGCUUAAUUUUUGC